AUGCAAGAAUUAAUCGCCGAACGUGAUGCGCAAAGGCGCAAGCGUCAAGAGCAAGCGCAAGCAUCAAUGGCCGAACGUGACGCGCGAAUACGCGAGCGUCAAAAGCAGGCGAAAGCAUCAAUCGCCGAGCGUGACGCGCGAAUACGCGAGCGUGAAGAGGCACGGGGCGUGCAGAGCGCGCAUGUCGACGAGACCGAAGCUCUCCACCAAAGAGUCGUGUCCAAAUGGACUACCCUGGGUGUGAGGAGCGCUCCGUCGCAAGACCUCCCGAGUGGAAUGGUCGAAGAAGGAGGAGACGAAGAGGAAGGAGGUACCGCUGGCGAAAUGGAGUUUCAGAUGGAGCGGCCAGGCACCCCGUUGGAACGUGACACGGCUUCUCUUCCCGAACAAUCACCAACCCGGGACGAAGACAUGGCUGACGAGCCUGGUCCCGCGCAAUCUAGUGGAGGCACCCCCAAACGGCCGGGUGACGCGCUGAAGGAGACGUCCUCGAAGAAGAAGAAGAAACCGAGCCAACGUAGCCUGGCCAAGGCCGCCUACGAAGCGACCGAUCCCGAGAAGUUCACCAUACGUUACUUCGACAAUAACGGCAACCAGGUCACGUUGUCUACGGACUCUAGCUUGGAAGGUCGCGUGCUCCGUUUCUGGAACGAAACAAGGGGUGUGGCAAGCGGACAGGGCUCAUACUGUACACGGCUCAACGGAUAUGCGAGCAACAAGCCAGUUGGAUACUGCAUGGGCUGCAGAGUCAUUUCAUCUGCCAGGUGCCAGCACAAGCAGGGCCAAGGUGAAAAUGAAGCAUGCAACGCUUGCGUAACCCGCGCACGACCAUGCAUAAACUUUCACGAUGAGGUCCUGCUUGUGUACCCCCAGUCCACGAGCCAGCCCAGCCAGCGUGGCGUGCCGGGAAAGGUCGCUUUCGGCAAGCCUCAUCGACGACUCGAGACCACAUGCAGCUUGCGUGCUCCAAGUUCCGACAUCAGCCGCCACGAGAAGCCAUGGUUCGUCAGCACGAAGAACGGGAAGACUUGGGACACACAGCCUCGACUGCUUGUUUUCGGCAUUUCCAAGGAUCCUCGCGAGCGCGACAGCAGCGCCUCCACCGUCCGCACCCUCAAUCAAAGCCGUCCUCAGACAAUCCAUCCAACACUUCGCCAGACCUUGCGGGUGGCACGAGUCUCAUUCGCCUGGCAUCCCCCCAUCCCUCCUCAGGGCCGCUCUUUAGACCCUGAUCAUCGGGACCAAGGCUUUCGAUAUCACCGAGAUGGAUCUCGCCGUCAAACAAGGUCUAUGAAGAGAAGCGUGAUGGCACAGGCGAAGCCCGACGAAGACUGCUAUCGCGCAUGUUGGCAGAGACCGAGCAGAGACGAUGAUCCACGCCAUGAGACUUCCCUUCCGUGUCUUUCAUGCAUCAGGCAGAACCCAACAACGGCGAGCACAGCCCCGAAUACCCAGCGCAUGUGCUGCAGGGCCUGUUUCUCCUGGCUACGGCUCAGAUGCGGGUCACGACUUUCAACAACUACGCGUAAUAACACAUGCUGCUUCAGGCCAACUUUGGUCAACAAGCACAAGCACCAAACCACUGAUUGUGCGUCUUCAAACGCGCGGCUUCAGGAUGCGUCUCCUGAAAUACACUGUCGCUCGGUCUCUGCGCGAGGAUGGCGUGAGAUUCAGAGAAACUUCCGCAACCUGUUGCCGUCGACACACGAUGAAGCUGCGUUCCUCACAGGAGCGUGCGGCUGCCUACCCCUUGGUGGUUGCCUCUGCACGCCAUUUCCAAUUGGACAACGCCUGUUCUCGCUUCUCUUCAACCUAUCUACGAAUUCCUUGGGCAUCAUGGCCUCGAACUCAAGCUGCUUCAAGGCUUCCUCAAUCCCGCGACCGGACAACGCCUCCGUCUCGCUAUCCACAGACCCCCGAGCCUGCUCGACUCUCCUUUCGCUCGCGUUCUGUCUUAUAUCACUAGUCCGGAGAGACUCCCACCACUCUCCUUCGCUCUCCCUCGCUCUCGGUGCCAGACUGGAGUGCACUUCUACCGUUACGAGUCGAUCGCGACUUGGGCAAGCUCCCGACUCAACUCCAUAUCCCAUGAUUGCCUUCGACUCCAGCGAUACAUAUGCCACGGUCACGGAUGCUGCUGUGGAGUUGUAUGAGUCGUCACGAAUUGCAGCCCUUGAGCAAGAGGUGGCAGUUCAGGCCACGAGAUGGCACAAUGCGUCGGAUCCCUGGUUUGAUCAACUACACUACCUUUCACGCACCCAGGGCGGGACGACGGUACAAUAUCUUCCACAAACACAGCAGACCAGACAAGGCCUUCACACUACCUGGACAAGGAGGGUAUGCAGGACGUUCAGAGGCAUGGCCAACGUCCCUGAACCUUUUAGCAACGUCAGUGAAGAAGUUUCACGAUUCGCGAAGCUGUUUCCUCCUACUCCUCACUUCCAAGACUCGAUGGCAUGGGGAGACAUAUUCACCCACAGUGCUCUUCCACGCAUAUCUGGACUUCGUUUCGCGCUUCUUCAGGGUCAGGAUGAUUGCAUUCAGCCACUACCACGGCACCGGUGCAUAUUGCAAAGACGCAUUCGCGGCACUGAGCACCGCGUCUACUCCGGCACAUCUGGCCAGAUCUUUCUAUGCACGACGAAAAUGGACGAGACCCAGACUUUCAAGAAACAGUCGGUCUCUCGGCCUCCCCCAUCAACGCAGCGAGGCACAACGGUGCUGUCGACAACGUCCGACCUCGUAGGAGCUUAUAUUGGAAGAACCAACCACGUUGCUACACCCUCUGCCUCCAUGCUGUCUGUUCAUCAUCGGAUUGAUGCCAUCACCUCCGUCCUGCUCACCAGAGAGCAACAGUCUAUUCAACAUCUGACUGAUGUCAUCACCUCCGUCCUCGCUCAGACACUCAAUCAGAGCGGAAACUGCGCAAGAUUCGGAAGACCAGACAACCAUUUCCACGCAGUUCCAUCAUUCCAAGGGACAGAUGACCUGGACAUCACCUCACCUGAACAUCGUGUUCACCAUGAAGUGGUGCAAGUACCAAAGGGAAAGUCCAAUCUCUCUGCCUUCUCCCACUGUACGAGCAACACACAACAAGGCGAUGUACAGGAGCGAUGCCAUGGCCACAUAUCACAUGAUGGAGAUCAAAUCAUCUAUCUGCGAGAUUGCCUGACAGUUCACAAGACUUGCGGACAUACCAUUGCAGAUUCGAGCUCGAAUCAAUCGGAGAAGCAACAGUCUAUUCAACACCGGACUGAUGCCAUCAUCUGCACGGACCAGACGGUCAAUCAGGAGGCAACGGCGAGUCUGCUCCACUUUCACAGCAUGACAAUGCUCCAAUUCUAUGCUCAUUCCAAUUUCGGAUUCAGCCCUGGAGUCGCUCAGAAUCCCCAUCCAACAGGAGGCUGCGCAGCUAUCAGGAGAAACGGCGAACCUCGCCCUCUUCGUUGGGCCAGAAAGAUACCAUGGAGCAAUCCACAGCUCCAACAUCGCACUCUUCUGACACACAACAAGUUCAACCUUGCCUACAGUGCAACAAAACUCGAAGAGUUACAGAUACUCCUUGCCUGCAAGCUACUCACUCAACUCCUGCCACAUAUCAACAUGUCUUUCAAAAAGAGACCAGCUUUCCCCGUCCGGUUCUACAACAAGCCGCUUGAAGCUGGCGACUCGAUCGAACUCGACGUUAGGGUCCCCCUUGUCGUCGACAUCACUCACGCGAAGUCGUUCUCAAGGCACGGGGCUAGUUCAAGCACCAGCAACUCAGCCGUCUCACCCCUGCUGCUGCCGGGCACAGAGAGUCUACAGGACUUUCAGGGACGGACAAGAGACAACAUCAACAUGGCCCACAUGCGACCUGAUGGGACAACCACAUCCAAACCUUCAGUCUUUGAGAUUGCUCGAGCGCAGAGAGUCUGCAGGACUUUCAGAGAUGUCAUCAUAUUCUCGAACGAGAUUCGCUAG
Messenger RNA from Zasmidium cellare ATCC 36951, 3963 nucleotides. RefSeq lists its product as uncharacterized. The transcript has 12 exons. The record is from RefSeq and is a predicted model, not a curated record. Bases 1 to 3963 code for a protein of 1320 amino acids. Lineage: Eukaryota; Fungi; Ascomycota; Dothideomycetes; Mycosphaerellales; Mycosphaerellaceae.